CUGAGCCUGGACCUGGGGGGGGUCCCUCCAACAUGGGAAAGAUGAAGAAUUCCUGCAUCAUCCUAAUGAGGCUGCUGCUGUCUGGACCCUUUUUCUUUGCUCCGGCCUCCAGCUACAACCUGGACGUGCAGAAUGUGCAGCACUUUUCCACCCCACACGCCGGGAGGCACUUUGGGUACCGCGUCCUACAGGUUGGAAAUGGGGUUAUUGUGGGAGCUCCAGGUGAGGGGAACAGCACAGGAAGCCUCUAUCAGUGCCAGACGAGCAGUGGACACUGCGAGCCAGUCAGCCUGAGAGGUUCCAACUAUACCUCCAAGUACUUGGGAAUGACCUUGGUGACAGACCCCUCAGGUGGAAGCCUUUUGGCCUGUGACCCUGGGUUGUCUCGGACAUGUGACCAGAAUUCCUAUCUGAGUGGCCUAUGUUACCUCUUUCCCCCAAGUCUAGGGGAACCUGUGCUACAAGGGCAUCCUGGUUAUCAGGAAUGUAUAAAAGGGAAUGUAGACCUGGUGUUCCUAUUUGAUGGCUCAGGGAGUUUGCAGCCAGAUGAAUUUCAGAAAAUUGUGGAAUUCAUGAAGGAUGUGAUGAGGAAACUCAGCAACUCUUCCUACCAGUUUGCUGCCGUUCAGUUUUCCACAAGACACAAAACAGAAUUUAAUUUCUCGGAUUAUGUGAGACUAAAGGACCCUGAUGUUUUAUUAGCCCAUGUGAAACACAUGCGCGAGUUGACCAACACCUUUGGUGCCAUCAACUAUGUCGCGACACAGGUGUUCCGGAAAGAGAAGGGGGCCCGUCCAGAUGCCACCAAAGUGCUCAUCAUCAUCACCGACGGGGAGGCUACUGACUUUGGCAACAUUGACAAGGCCAAAGACAUCAUCCGCUAUGUCAUUGGGAUUGGAAAGCGCUUCAAGACCAAGAAUACUCAGGAGAGCCUCCACAAAUUUGCCUCAAACCCCACAAAGGAGUUUGUAAAGAUUCUGGACACAUUUGAGAAGCUCAAAGAUCUAUUCACUGAGCUGCAAAAGAAGAUCUAUGACAUAGAGGGCACAAACCAUCAGGACCUGACAUCCUUCAACAUGGAGCUGUCCUCCAGUGGGAUCAGCGCAGACCUCAGCAAGGGCCAUGCAGUUGUGGGGGCAGUUGGGGCCAAGGACUGGGCUGGAGGCUUUCUAGACCUGAAGGCUGACUUGCAGGAUGACAUAUUUGUUGGAAAUGAACCAUUGACACCAGAAGUGAGAGCAGGAUAUUUGGGUUACACUGUGACCUGGCUGUCCUCCCGGGGGCCCACAUCACUGCUGGCUGCUGGAGCCCCUCGAUACCAGCAUGUGGGGAGAGUACUACUGUUUCAAGAAUCAAAGGACAGAGGACACUGGAGCCAGGUGCAGAAAAUAAAUGGGACCCAGAUUGGCUCUUAUUUUGGUGGGGAGCUAUGUGGCAUCGACAUGAACCAAGAUGGGGAGACAGAGCUGCUGCUGAUUGGAGCCCCCCUGUUCUAUGGGGAGCAGAGAGGUGGCCGGGUGUUUAUCUACCAGAAAAAAAAGCUGGAGUUUGAAAUGGUCUCAGAACUUCAGGGAGAUCCUGGUUACCCGCUUGGGCAGUUUGGAGCCACCAUUGCUGCCUUGACUGACAUUAAUGGGGAUGGGCUGAUGGAUGUGGCUGUGGGAGCCCCUCUGGAGGAGCAGGGKGCUGUUUACAUCUUCAAUGGGAGGAACAGUGGACUCAGCUCCCGGCCGAGUCAGCGUAUAGCAGGGUCCCAGAUGUUCUCAGGAAUUCAUUGGUUUGGACGCUCCAUUCAUGGGGUGAAGGACCUUGGAGGGGAUGGCCUGGCAGAUGUGGCUGUGGGGGCUGAGGGCCAGGUGAUUGUGCUGCGCUCCCGGCCUGUGGUAGACGUUAUCACUGUGAUAUCCUUCUCCCCGGCGGAGAUCCCAGUGCACGAAGUGGAGUGCUCCUACUCAGCCAGUCACAAGAAGAAGGAAGGUGUCAACAUCACAGUCUGCUUUCAGCUCAAGUCUCUCAUCCCCAGGUUCCAGGGUCCCCUGGUUGCCAAUCUCACCUACAUUCUGCAGCUCGAUGGCCACAGGACCAGGAGCCGGGGUUUGUUCCCAGGAGGGAAACCUGAACUCACUGGRAACACAUUGGUUACCCCAGCCAAGUCCUGCAUGAACUUCUGGUUUCACUUCCCGGUGUGCAUUCAAGACCUUAUCUCCCCCAUCAAUGUCUCCCUGAAUUUCUCUCUUUGGGAAGAAGAAGGGACACAGAGGAAUCAAAGUGUGCAGGACAAGGACUUGCAGCCCAUUCUGAGACCCGCCCCACACUCUGAGACCAAGGAGAUCCCUUUUGAGAAAAACUGCGGGGAGGACAAGAAGUGUGAGGCUAACCUGGAGCUGUCCUCCGCUGACAGACCCACAGUCCUGCGUCUGACGCCAUCUGCCAGUCUGACUGUGGGGUGGACACUGAAUAACUCGGGAGAAGAUGCUUACUGGGUCCAGCUGAACCUGAGCUUCCCCAGGGGACUCUCCUUCCGGAAGGUGAAGGUGCUCAAGCCGCACAGCCAGAUGCCUGCGAGCUGUGAGGAGCUUCCGGAGGAAUCCAGACUCCUGCCCAGGACCCUUCUGUGCAACGUGAGCUCUCCCAUCUUCAAAGCAGGCAGCUCGGUUGGUAUCCAGGUGAUGUUUAAUACGCUGCUGAACAGCUCCUGGGAGGACUUUGUCGAAUUGCACGCCACUGUGAACUGUGAGAAUGAGGACCCGCUCCUCCUGGAGGACAACUCGGCCACCACCAGCAUCCCUGUCCUGUACCCCAUCAACGUGCUCAUCAAGGACCAGGAAAACUCUACCCUCUAUGUCAGUUUCACCCCCAAAGGUCCCAAGAUUCACCAAGUCCAGCACAUCUACCAGGUGAGGAUCCAGCCUUCUGUUCAUGAUCACAACAUGCCAACCCUAGAGGCCUUGGUUGGAGUGCCACAGCCUCACAGCGAGGGGCCCAUCACACACCAGUGGCACGUACAGAUGGAUCCUCCUGUCUCCUGCCAUCGUGAGGAACUGAGAAAGUUGCCCAGUGCAGCUGAGCCUUGUCUCCCAGGAGUCCUGUUCCACUGCCCAUUUGUCUUCAGUCAGGAGAUCCUCGUCCAUGUUACCGGGACCGUGGAGCUGGUGGGCGAGAUUGAGGCCUCUACCACGUUCAGCCUCUGCAGCUCCCUCUCCAUCUCCUUCAAUAGCAGCAAGCACUUCCACCUGUAUGGCAGCAACGCCUCCAUGGCYCAGGUCCUCAUGAAGGUCGACGUGGUUUACGAAAAGGAGAUGCUCUAUCUGUAUGUGCUGAGUGGCAUUGGAGGGCUGCUACUACUGCUACUAAUUUUUGCAGCGUUAUACAAGGUUGGAUUCUUCAAACGGAACCUGAAGGAGAAGAUGGAAGCUGAUGGAAAUGUUCCAAAUGGAAUCGCUGGAGAAGACUCUGGAGAAGCAUCUCAGGAAAAGUCCAUAGAUCUGGAUUGUUUAAAGCCCCUCCAGGGAGAGGAGGCUCAGGAUGGAGGUGACAAGGACUGAGGUCCAGGCUUGAUGCACAGAGGACUCAGAACUGAACUUAAGAUUCCUGGAGCUAGKCAGCCUCUGCCUGCAUUGCAGGCCUCAGUUUCCUGGUUUUGAGCAUGGAUCUCAUUCCUGCCUGUCUCUUCUGCAGAUUCACKGUGAGAAUCUACAGAGGUGAGGCCUUGUGGUCCUCAGAUGGUCCUGGCUCCCACCAGCCUGUCUUAGUUUCCUCCCCUGGAAGAGAAUAUCUGAUUUAAAUUGAAAUUGAAAUUUGAACCGCWGUCUCAGAACCUAGUGAUACUCUGGCCUUCACCUUUGCCCUUGGAUGUCCAGAGGCCUCAGAUUGCCAGAACUUGCCCCUGUACUCUCUCCUCCUAGUGUUAGUCCCCCCCAUUCUGUUGCCAGAGAGCAAAUGUGAUCCGUGUAACUGCAUUGCUAUAGCAAAUGACAAAGACCACCUUCCUUAAGAUGACUAUCAAGGUCUUGCAGAAUUGGGUCCCUACAGUUUUGGAGAUGUCCUACCUCCCUUUCUAGGGCUUUCUAGGCUUCUGUUAUUCCAGCCUUUCUUGGCUGCCAAGCUCCUUCCUCUCUUGCUGCAUCUGCCCAGACAGCCCCCUGUGCCUGGAACAUUCCUACCCUUCAGAUCUCUGCCUACUUGUCAUUUCCUCAAGGCAGCCCCCAUCCUGGCUCAAUCCAGCUCUACAUUGUCCACACUUACACAAUCCUGAACCUGUUCCUUGUCCCCCAGGUUGUAUGUGUUCACUGCUUAAUGAUUUAUUUAAUUUUUAUCUCUCAAAUAGUGAACUCCAUCAAUGUAAGGAGAGCAGUAACUGUCCCCGUUCACCUUAGAAUCAUUGAUGCUAUCUCAGGGUAGGGCACACAGCAGGUGUUUGUCACAAUUUCAUUAAAUUCAUGAUGGAACCUAUGGAAAGAUAUAAAAAAUGUUUAGACAGGCCCUUGGGAACCCUGUCAAGGCUCAGCCUUCACAGGUUCUGCCCCUCUCCUGGUUCCACAGUGCCUGCUCAGAGGAAAGCCAAGCUCAAAAUGGAAUGGGUUCCACUGGUGCCUUGCCACCAAGCACAGUGCCUGUACAUAUUUGCCCAGUAAAUGUGAGAUUCGGUCCAAUUUUGUUUUUGUGCUGUUGCAACAUUCCAGACUGGUUCAAUUAGAUAAACAUUCCCCUUUCAACCUAAGAGGUUGCAGUUCUCCCUAAGAGGAACCAAAAUGGUCAGCUCUGCCUCUUCCUUCUCUGUGACUCUCUCCUUCUCUCUCUCUCUCUCUCUCUCUCUCUCUCUCUCUCUCUCCCUCCCUCCCUCCUUCCUAUCCUCCCUCUUUUUUUUCUUUUACCAUGGUGACCCUCAGAUACUGAUCUGUGCCUGACCUUGUAGGUUUUAUUAAAAAGAGAAGGAGAGGGGCUGGG
Molecule: messenger RNA, 4947 nt
Organism: Urocitellus parryii (Arctic ground squirrel)
Lineage: Eukaryota; Metazoa; Chordata; Mammalia; Rodentia; Sciuridae
Gene: Itgal
Product: integrin subunit alpha L
Biological process (GO): cell adhesion mediated by integrin; integrin-mediated signaling pathway; cell-cell adhesion
Cellular component (GO): integrin complex; external side of plasma membrane
Molecular function (GO): integrin binding
Source: RefSeq, a predicted model, not a curated record